This is a messenger RNA of Paraphaeosphaeria sporulosa, 2276 nucleotides long. RefSeq names its product actin-like ATPase domain-containing protein. NCBI's taxonomy places the organism in Eukaryota, Fungi, Ascomycota, Dothideomycetes, Pleosporales, Didymosphaeriaceae. Gene Ontology annotation, molecular function: ATP-dependent protein folding chaperone; ATP binding. The coding region runs from base 291 to 2147 and encodes 618 amino acids. The transcript has 5 exons. The record is from RefSeq and is a predicted model, not a curated record.
GGACAAGCACGUUCAUGCGGAUCGCUGCCGCCAGGCUUCAAUGUUUACGUUAAGCGUGUUAUGCGCCUGACUAUCGCGAUGGCUUCCAGGCACCCAUUGUCUUGAUCUCCAAUGUCCUUGCGACCGCCCACAUUCGCUUCCUGCUCCUGCAAUUUAACAAUUGCUCUCCAAGCUAGCUCUGGAGAUCCCGGCCGCUUGUUGCUGACCCCACGCGUUUCCGAGUCCAUGUAGCACUCCCCACCGCUCUUUGACCGUACCUCAGUAGGAAGGAGAUGGAGAGGAAACCCAGCAUGGCCAGCGCAUUCAGCGCCAGGUCGGGCAAUAUCCCAGUCGCGUUCGACCCCAACACAAACCACCGUUCUGCGCCAGGCCUCAGUGGCCUGCCGAGGGCGAAUCCAGCGCAGGACAGGCUGAUCGUGGGUGUCGACUUCGGGACAACGUAUAGUGGCGUAGCCGCCGUAUACAGCGCAAGUCCAGAAGAAAUUGACAUCGUCAAAAGCUGGCCUGGCGGCAAUGGCAUCACCUCUGACAAAGUGCCCACCGAAAUCGCAUACUUUACGCCCUCCGACCCCUCGAAACCGAACGUAAAAUGGGGCUUCCAGUUCAAGCCCGAAGAGACGCGCCUACGUUGCAUAAAGCUCUUCCUCGACCGAAACCAUAAGCUCCCGCACUUCGUCUCGCCACUCGAAACCGCUGCACAGUUACGCAAAUAUGAAAAGACGGUUGCGGAGGCUGUGUCCGACUAUCUAGCGCAGAUAUACAAGCACACCAUGGAGACGCUGACAAGAAGAUAUGGAGAGACUUUCAUGUCAAUGACCAAGGUGCAGUUUGUACUCACAGUACCAGCGGUAUGGUCAGACAGUGCAAAAGACGCGACGUUGAAGGCAGCGGAGAAGGCGGGCAUGGGGAGUGGGAAAGACCUAAAGUUAAUCAGUGAGCCCGAAGCAGCAGCUGUAUACACACUGAAGGCCAUCCAACCCAACAACUUGAAAAUUGGGGACAACUUCAUCGUUUGCGACGCAGGUGGCGGCACGGUCGACCUCAUCGCUUACAAGAUCACGCAGCUUAAUCCGCUCCGCGUCGAAGAGUCCGCUGUGGGCACAGGAGGGUUAUGUGGCUCCGCUUUCCUCAACUACCGCUUCGAAGACCACGUAAAGAGCCGCAUAGGCGCAGAGCGCUACACGAUGAUGCGCGAGAAGAAGGCAAAAACAUGGAACAUGGGCCUUAAGUACUUCGAAGAAUUCGUAAAGCGCAACUUCAAUGAGGACGAGCACGCCGAGGUCAACGUCCCGUUCCCCGGUCUCCCGGACGAUGAAGAGGCAGGACUAGACUCCGGCUUCCUCGUCAUGAGCACCGAGCAAGUCAAGGAGAUCUUCGAUCCGGUGAUCUCAGAGGUUAUUUCGCUGGUGGAGGGGCAGGUGCAGACCAUUCGGGCGAAGGGAGGGCUGGUGUGCGGGAUUGUGCUUGUCGGGGGGUUUGGCCAGUCGAAUUAUUUAUAUGGGAGGAUGAAACAGCAUUUUAACAGUGCGCCGCCGCCGCCGUAUACGGAGAGGCCCACGCAUGCGGUUGCGUUGAGUGCGGUGCCGUCUGUGGAGAUUUUUCAUCCGAUACAUGCUUGGACGGCGGUGGUGAGAGGCGCCGUGCUGAGAGGAUUAGAGGGCUCCAUGGUCGUCAGUCGGCGGAGUCGAUGGCAUUACGGGACGAGCUAUGCGACUGUCUUCGACGAGGCGAAACACCCAAUCGAAGACCGAUAUUGGUCGCCGCUAUGGGAGCGAUGGAUGGUCUCCGACCGGAUGCAAUGGCACAUCGCAAAGGGCGCCCAAGUCUCCGAAUCCUCUCCAAUAUCCUUCCAUUACACGCGCAACUUCCGGCCGGGCCAAUCCCUCGUCGUCGAAGACGACCUCAUCGCUUGCGACGCGGAUACGGCACCAGACUCGUUCCGCAAGGGCCUCAUCAGUGUGUGCACGCUGACGACGGAUUUGAACACCGUGCCGAAGAGUUUGUUUACGAGAUUGACCACGACGAAGGGGGUGGAGUUUGAUAAUCUGGAUUUCACGCUAGAUAUGCGGAUUGAAAGUGCCGGGUUGGUGUUUGAGCUUAUGGUGGAUGGGGUGAGGUAUGGGGGGGUUAGUGCGAAGUUCCACUGAGGGGAGGGGUUUUGGCUGUUGGUGGAACUGGUGGAAUCCUGUGCGGGUAGAUAUCCUGUUGAUAUGUUGAUACACAUGGGGCGCCGAGAGGGCGCGAUACAACGUUUGGAAAUUAUGGUAUAAGUCGAU